AUGGAAAUAGUUUGGCCUCUCACUAUUUCCCUAUUGUUCCUAGUCUUCAAACUUGUGUCAUUGACACUAAACAAACAUAAUCUCCCACCAAGUCCAGCACUUAAGUUUCCAAUAAUAGGACAUCUCUAUAUUUUGAAAGAACAUAUACAUCGUACCCUUGAAAAUCUUUCUGAAAAACAUGGUCCAAUUUUCUCUCUUCAAUUAGGCAAACGUCUCGUCGUGGUUGUGUCAUCUCCAUCCUCAGUGAAGGAAUGUUUCACCAAGAAUGAUGUUGUUCUUGCUGAUCGUCCUCCUUUAAUGAUCGGAGGAUACAACUGCACAACAAUCAUCGAUUCGUGUUAUGGUGAUCAUUGGCGUAACCUAAGACGUAUUUGUGCACUUGAAAUCCUCUCCGUUACUAGUCUCAAAAAGUCACAAACCAUUAGACAAUUUGAAGUCAAGCUUCUUUUGCAUAAGUUGUUUCAAAAUUGUAACGAUUUUGGUACAAUUUUUGAACUUAAGUCAAAAUUUACUGAAUUAUCAUUUAAUGUUAUUAUGAGAAUGGUAUCUGGAGACGGAUUUUUCGAUCAAGAUAAAGGUAAGGCGGUGUAUUUUCGUGAGCUUAUAGAUGAGUUUUUUAGCAAUGGGGGUGCAUCAAAUGUUGAUGAUUUUUUGCCUGUACCAUUUGGUUGGAUUUAUAAGUUUAUUAAAAAGAAUGCACUGACGCAGCUUGGCAAAAAAUUGGAUGAGUUCUUGCAAGAUUUAAUUGAUGAAUACCGUGGUGUGGAGAACCAAAAUACUAUGAUUGAUAAUUUGCUUUCUUUGCAAGAAUCGCAACCAGAUUACUAUACUGACGAUAUCAUUAAAGGAAUUAUAUUGGUCAUAGUGAUUGGGGGAACAGACACAACAGCUGUGACUAUUGAAUGGGCAAUGACACAUUUACUUAACCAUCCACAAGUGUUGAACAAAGUAAGAACUGAAAUAGACAGUCAUGUUGGUUUUGAUCGUCUAGUGAAUGAGACUGAUUUGCCCAAUUUGAAAUAUCUUCAAAGUAUCAUUUCGGAGACUUUCCGAUUAUCUCCAGCAGCACCGAUGUUAAUUCCCCAUCAAUCAGCAGAUGAUACCAAAAUAGGUGGUUUCGACGUUCCACGUGGGACAAUCCUAUUGGUGAAUGCUUGGGCUGUUCAUAGGGAUCCGUUAGUAUGGGCUGACGAUCCAGGAAGUUUUAGACCAGAGAGAUUCGAAGGUAUCGAUGUGAAACCGUGGGAGUUAUUGCCAUUUGGAAUGGGAAGGAGGACAUGCCCAGGUGCUGGACUUGCUCAACGUGUGAUUGCUUUAACUGUUGGAACUUUGGUUCAGUGUUUUGAGUGGGAAAUAGUUAGCAAAGACAGUGAUAUAGCUGAAGGGAGUGGUCUCACUCUUGCAAAAGCUGAGCCACUUAAUGCAAAGUGCAAGGCACGUGAUAUUGCUUAUGCACUACUUUAA
Molecule: messenger RNA, 1464 nt
Organism: Solanum verrucosum
Lineage: Eukaryota; Viridiplantae; Streptophyta; Magnoliopsida; Solanales; Solanaceae
Product: cytochrome P450 81Q32-like
Exons: 2
Coding region: 1-1464 (487 amino acids)
Molecular function (GO): iron ion binding; monooxygenase activity; oxidoreductase activity, acting on paired donors, with incorporation or reduction of molecular oxygen
Source: RefSeq, a predicted model, not a curated record